UGGCGGUUCCCCUCCCUGCGUGGAGCCGGUUUGUGGUGGUGGGAGGGGGGAUUGCAGGAGUCACCUGCGCCGAGCGGGUAGGUACUAUAUUUGCCCUUUUCCGGUCCUCUGGGAUGUCCCAAAACUUCAGCAUGAAUUCAUGAGACAAGGUUAACUACGACUUUGCCAAAGGAUUAGAUUGCAUCAUGGGGAUGUGCUUACCAUCCUGGGAUGCAGUUCUUUCCAUCCCAUCAUUCCUUGGGCUUCCUACUUCCAUUUUAUGCCAUUUUUUAACAGCCCUUGUAAACUGUGCACUUGGCAACUGUGCCUAACAGCAUGGAUCCUGAGCUUCUGACCAUUCCGGUGAUGAGUCUGAUGAACACAGUGUGGCUGGUCUUGCAGUAUUUCAUGAGCUGUGAAACAGAGAGUGAACUAGUGAUGCCUGCCCUGCUGUCUGCGGUGGAAAUAAAUAAUUCAAGAUUGCUGCUGGCAUUCACAGAUCAGCUUUCCACAGUGGACCAUUGAUACUGGGAUCGGGCAACAAGCACUGAGUGGCGAGAUUGCAUUGUAAUGCAUGUAUGGGAUGACGAGCAGUGGCUGCAGAACUUUUGGAUGCGCAAAGUCACCUUUCUGGAACUGUGUGUGGAGCUCGCUCCAGCACUGCAGCUUAAGAACACCAGAAUGAGAGCUGCUCUGACUGUGGAAAAGCAAGUGGCGAUUGCUGUGUGGAAGCUGGCAACUCCAGACUGCUUCCAAUCAGUUGUGAAUCAGUUUGGAGUUGGAAAGUCCACCAUGGGGGCUGCGGUGAUGCAAGUGUGCAGGGCCAUUAACCACCUCCUGCUACAAAGGACUGUGACUGUUAGUAAUGUCCAGGAAAUAAUUGAUGACUUUGAGGCAAUGGUAUUCCGUAACUGCGAUAGGAUGAUAGAUAGAACGCAUAUUCCCAACCAUCUUGCGACAGAGUACAUCCACCGAAAGGGCUACUUCUCCAUGAUCUUGCAGGUGCUGGUGGAUCACGGGAGCCAUUUCACUGACAUCAAUGCGGGGUGGUCAGGGAAAGUGCAUGAUGCACUUUUGGAACAGUGGACUGUAUAGAAAGCUGCAUGCUGGGAUUUUCUUUCCAGACCAGAAGAUUCCAGUGAGGGAAUAUGAAAAUUCCCAUAGUGAUCCUUGGAGAGCCGGCACACACCUUGCUCCUGGAGCUCAUGAAGACUUACACAGGAAACCUAGACAGCAGCAAGGAGCAAUUCAACAACAGGCUUAGCAGAUGCCGAAUGACCAUUGCAUGUGCCUUUGGCUGUCGCUGUCUUUUUUUUUCCAGGUAGACCUCAAUGAGGAAAAUAUUCCGAUAGUCAUUGUGGCCUGCUGUAGUCUCCAUAAUAUUUGUUAAUUGAAGGGGGAAAAGUUUCCCCAGGGUGGGCCACUGAGGCUGAUCAACUGGCUGCUGAUUUUGAGCAGACAGACAGAUGGCAAUUAGAAGAGUGCAACAGGAGGCUAUUCAAAUCAGGGAGGUUUUGAAGAAGCUUUUGACAGUGAUUCUCAGUAUUGUCUGUAUGUGAUGCAUUCAGCCAGACAAUGUUUACUUACCCCUGUAGUGCUUGCUUCUUGAGGAUUUAUUGCAAGGAGCAAAUAUUCCUACCUAUAACCACUGUGUUUCAGUGUUAGUACUGAGUGAUGUAUGUAUGACACAAAUAAAGACUCAAGUUUAAUAACGGGAUAAAACACAAAGUUUUGGACAAACGGAACAUGAAAAUGAACAUUCUUGAGGUUAGGACUUUCAUAGCUGGGUGUAAUUCCAGUUUUCAUUGGAAAAUCAUUCUCAAGCAUGGCGUGCACAGGUUACUGUGAGGGACUGGAAACACACAAUGAAUGCAGUGGGGGAGUUGGGGGAGGGAUGGACCAGAGUUCUGUAGUGGCUGGAGGGAGUUUGGCGUGGAUUUGCUCUGAUUGCAGGCUAAUGAGGGACUUCAACAUCUCUGUCUGGUCCAGGAGGUUUAUCAUCCACUCCUGCCCAUGUCCCUUCCUGGCUAUCAAGCCUCAGUCUUUCAUUAAUUUGUCUCCCUCCAUGCUCUUGUUUCACUAUGUGCUGCAUCUAUUGACUGCAGCACUUGUCAAAACAUUUCCUCCUCAUUCCUCCUGGGUUUGCUCCUUUAUUUGAUGGAGGCUCUCUGCCAGUGUGGAGGAUUGUGUUCUCAAGGCACAUGUGCAGAAGGCAAAAGAACAGUGAACAGAGAUAAUAUUGUGAGUGCGUUCACAGACGUGAAUCACAAAAGUUACACACACCUCUUUCUCACAGUCCCUUGGAUAGCACACAGUUGGCCAAGAAUCCCAAUUAUGGUGAGUUCAGGAGAGGAGGAAAGGAAAGGGCAAGAAAGUACAAAGGGUGAUUUUUUGAAGGGAUUACUAUUAGUGGCUAGGGAGCCUUUUCUGAAUACUUGUACCCUUUUCCACAAGCUAGGGCAAUCAAACCCGAUAUCUCACUCCUCAGGGUAAUUCAGGAUGCAAGGGAACAUCUCCUGCCUGCAUGUGGUUUCAGACCAGCUCUGUAUGCUGCUUGUCUGUGUGCCACUUUGGUUCCUGCAAAAAUAAUUGCCGGGUGGCGCGGUAGAGUUUUCAUACACUGGGGGUAGAAACAAGGCAGCUCUACCAAGGAACCUUUGGCAGCGGAUUGCAGAGUACCUACAAGAAAGUUUCCUAGAGAUCACUGUGGAGGAUUCCAGAGACAUACCCAUGUACAUGAAUAAAUUUUUCUGCUGUGGCCCCACUACAUAGAUGAACAGACUCUGUUGUUAAUUUCUGUCCCUUAUCCCACCUCCAACAUAUAACAAAGUACAUGAGAGCUCAAUCUCCUGUCACCAUGCAGUAUGAAAGCAAAAUGAGCACUUACCAGAGCUCUCCUCUCCUGCAUCCUCCGUGCCAAAGCCAGAGUGCUGGGAUUAGUUAUACCCCUCCGGAUUGGAAAAGAGAUCCUGACUCACUGUGCCACUUGAUGACCCUGUCUUGUGCUCUACAUCAUCUUCCAGCUCCACCUCCAUCUCCAUGUCCACCACUUCCUCACUGGAGUUGAGUCUGAUGGCCGUUGCCUCCAUGCCCCUGAAGUAUCCAUGGGGCUCUUGGUGGUGAAGAUGGGGUCGCUGCCAAGGAUGUCGUGCAGUUGCUUAUAGAAGCAGCAUAUCUUUGGUACUGCACCAGAGCGACGAUUGGCCCCCCUUGCUUUCUGCUGGCUACAGAAUUUCCAUCAGAAGAUAUUCUCUUAGUAACAGCUUCUCCAGUUAUAAAAGCAAUAACAAAUUUCAAACAGGUCUCCAAAACACUAGAGGAAUUUGAUGUUGAAGAACAACCAAGCACUAUGUUAGAAAAACGGUAUCCCAACAUUAAAGUUAUAGAGUCUGGAGUGAAACAGUUGAAAAGUCAGGAACAUAAAAUUUUCACAGAAGAUGGCAAACAGUGUAUAUAUGAAAAACUUUGCUUAUGUGCAGGAGCAAAACCUAAGUUAAUUUUUGAAGAAAACCCAUAUGUAUUAGGAAUCCGGGAUACUGACAGUGCUCAGGCCUUUCAGAAUCAUUUGGCUAAAGCUAGAAGAAUAGCAGUUGUGGGAAAUGGUGGCAUUGCUCUCGAAUUAGUGUAUGAAAUUGAAGGAUGUGAAGUGCUUUGGGCCAUCAAAGACAAAGCCAUUGGAAAUACUUUCUUUGAUGCAGGAGCAGCUGAAUUCCUUAUUCCAAAGCUAACAGCUGAGAAAUUAGAGACUGCAAUUGCAUGUAAAAGAACCAAAUAUACGACAGAAGGAAGUGAGAAGGAAGAAGGAAGUGUGGCAGCAGCUGACAAACUUGGCACUGCCUUAGGCCCUGAUUGGCAUGAGGGCCUACAUCUUAAAGGAACUAAAGAGUUUUCUCACAAAGUUCACAUUGAAACACUGUGUGAAAUAAAGAAAAUAUACUUUCAGCAAGAAUUCAAGCAGCUGCAGAAGACCUCUUUGUCUUUUCCUAAAGACAAUUCAGAUAACCAGAAUGCACACCUAGAUGAAGAGCUGUGGCCUGUAUAUAUGGAAUUAACCAAUGGGAAGAUAUAUGGCUGUGAUUUCAUUGUCAGUGCAACUGGAGUUGUGCCAAAUGUUAAGCCAUUUCUUGAUGGUAAUAAUUUUGCACUAGGUGAAGAUGGCGGUCUGAAAGUGGAUAAACAUAUGCACUCUUCAGUAGCAGAUAUCUAUGCAGCAGGGGAUAUCUGCACUGCAUCGUGGGAACCUAGUCCAGUGUGGCAGCAGAUGAGGCUUUGGACCCAGGCUAGACAGAUGGGAUGGUAUGCAGCAAAGUGCAUGGUAGCAGAUUUUUUAGGGGAAUCUAUUGACAUGGACUUCAGUUUUGAACUCUUUGCUCAUGUUACAAAAUUUUUCAAUUAUAAGGUGGUGCUUUUGGGAAAGUACAAUGCUCAGGGUUUGGAUUUAGACCAUGAACUAAUGUUGAGGUGUACCAAAGGGCAAGAAUAUGUCAAAGUGGUGAUGCAGAACGGACGAAUGAUGGGAGCUGUAUUGAUCGGUGAAACAGACUUAGAAGAAACCUUUGAAAACUUGAUUUUAAAUCAAAUGGAUCUUUCAGCAUAUGGGGAAGAUCUCCUAAAUCCAAAUGUUGACAUAGAGGAUUAUUUUGACUGAAACAAAAACAUUGCUCUCCAUGAUUUGAUUUAGAGUUUGGACUUUCCGUGCUGUGGUUUAUAUAACAAUUUACUCAGAAUUUACAGAAAUCAAGUAACCAGGUGUAAUUACAAUUCUGGAGUGAAGAUACUGUGCUGGUACUGCCAGGCACUAAGAGGCAGUUGGGAGAUACGUGCUGAAAUGGAGCAGCACAAAAAAAAAAAUUCUUCAGCAUAUCAGGGCAAAGUGUAUAUACGUCUACUGUAAAUCAGAUUGAGAGGUUUUUUUUAAAACAGGAAUUUUUCACAUUUUAGUAAUAUAGUACUUGAAAACAUUCAACUGUUUCAACCUAAUUGGAAUUAUAUAGUGUUUGACAACUGGCUUUUCCUUCCUUGUCGUUCUUAACCUAGCAAAUCCAGUGUGGUGGGAGUACUGCGCUGGCUUGUCCCAGAAGUGCCUGAUUGCAGCUUUGGGCAGGUAGAGCACAAAGGCAUUUAAAGAAAGAAGUAGUGGUCACUGCAUUUUCAGUAUCACCUGCAGGAAGACUUGCAUUAACAGAAUCUCCUGGAGGAGCCUUACGCUUGGUAACUGGCACAUCAUGUCAGUUUGGGCAUCAUACAGAUUUUCAUUGGCCCAUUCCCAAAGGGAAUUAAGUUCAUCGUGGCCCCUUGUGUCCAAAUGUGUGUGCAGCUUCUUCCCAGGUAACUGACAUGGUCAUUUAAGAAAGACACUUUUAAAGUGGGUUUGUUUUUGCUAAGACUGUUUUUUUUCCUCAGAUUUAUUUGCACUUUGUUUCCAGAGAGAGGUUGUGGAGGAAUUAAAGCCUAAAACUUGUACUGUAGCAAUUGCCAAUGGAAUAUUUAAUUUUGAGCUGCAAAAUUGUUUUUAUUUCUGCCACUAAAAUAAAUUUAACAAUCUAGCACAUAGUAUCUUGAAAGUUAUACAAGUGGCAUGUUAUAAAUGGUGAUAUAAGGGUGCAAACCAACUCAAACACAAGCACAGCUAGCUUUCAGUAUCUGCUAAUCCUGGAAAAUAAGUGCUCAAAGGAGCGAAGAACUUUAAAGCAAUUCCUAAAUAACAAGCUACAGCAAUGAGAUUUUAAUAUAAAGUAUUAAUUUCCAAAGCACUAUUUGUUUUUAAAUUAACAGCAUGGUGCACAUCACUGAAUCAGGAUGGCCAUUUUCAAUGAAAACUUCUUCUAGAAAAUCCUUUUAGCCUAAUUAUGUAGUAUUCAUUGCUGUUCAUAAAUAAGAUGGAGUGAAUUAAUUUCACUGAAAGGGAAGCUUUCAUUUAAGGGGUGCUUAAUCCUGUGUGAAAUUUUAAGCUUUAAUCUUAACAGACAAAUUACUACAAGAAACAAUAAAGAUGAAUCAAAACAAGUAGUUUUUAAUGCAGUACAAAACUAUUUUAUCUGUGGAUAUCUCUGGGGGAAAAAGUGGUCUUAAAGGGAAAAUUAGACUUACAUUUAUUCCCAAAACUAUACUAGGGCUCAGAGCCAGAAAUACUGAAACAAGGAAGUUCAGCAUUAUUACAGAUGCUCCAUCACUGACACCUGCUGUUCAGAGAAAGGGGUGUGGAGGGGAAGCAUGACUGUAUGAGAGAGAUGAAACUUAAUCCAAGCUCCUCAUAGAAGAGGUUAUUUAUCAUGAAGCACUAACCUACAAACAUCAGGUGUGACCACCCUCUGUGUCCCCAGCCCCAGCCAAAUCAGCAGAAGAUAAAUGUAAUUUUAACCAACUGGAAAAGCCGUUAGAUAAAUACAGCAUGUAAGAGUUAGUUCGCUCAAGUUUUCAACCGUAUAGGUGCCUAAAUAUAGCUUUAUUGUAGGUACCUUAUUUUUUUUUAAACUUGACAAAUGCAUAUUUAUGUAGGUGAUUUGCCAGAGCUGCAGGUGGAAUCUUGCAUCACGUCUGCUCCUAUUAAAUUUACAUCUAAGCAUGUGAAGUCACUCGCUUAUUAAAUUCAGCUAUAAAAAAAAUUUCUUUUGGGGGA
Messenger RNA from Gopherus evgoodei (Goodes thornscrub tortoise), 6598 nucleotides. RefSeq names its product pyridine nucleotide-disulphide oxidoreductase domain 1 (gene PYROXD1). The coding region runs from base 3329 to 4627 and encodes 432 amino acids. The record is from RefSeq and is a predicted model, not a curated record. The transcript is spliced from 13 exons. NCBI's taxonomy places the organism in Eukaryota, Metazoa, Chordata, Testudines, Testudinidae. Gene Ontology annotation, molecular function: oxidoreductase activity; flavin adenine dinucleotide binding.